Molecule: messenger RNA, 2693 nt
Organism: Vigna unguiculata (cowpea)
Lineage: Eukaryota; Viridiplantae; Streptophyta; Magnoliopsida; Fabales; Fabaceae
Product: Glyceraldehyde-3-phosphate dehydrogenase-like family protein
Biological process (GO): aspartate family amino acid biosynthetic process
Molecular function (GO): homoserine dehydrogenase activity
Source: RefSeq, a predicted model, not a curated record
UAUAUGUUAAUUUUGUAGUGAAAAUUUACACCACUAUGUCUGGAAAUGCUUCAAAUUCAGUGGAUACUAAUCCAAGUGCAUCCUUAUCUUUCAAUAGUAGAAGUAAAAAUGCUCCGGGGAACCGGUCUGAUAUUGGAUGGAAACACGGGUUUGAUAUUAAUGGCAAUGGUAGAAAAGUUAAAUGUAACUAUUGCUCAAAGAUUGUGAGUGGAGGAAUAUUUAGAUUCAAACAUCAUCUUGCUGGAACUAGGGAAGAUUCUGAACCUUGUGCCUCUGUUUCAGGAGAAAUAAAAAAUUUGAUGAUAAAGAUAGUUGCAGAAGCUAAGCAUGCAGCAUUAAAGAGAAGAAAGUUGAAUAUCAUUGAUGAAGAAGAUGAAGGAGGACAUAUGUUGUUUGGCUUUAAAGGAAAACAAACAGUUGCCAAUGCUAGUAAAGGGGGAGUCCAAGAAACUAUAAAUCAAAUGAUGAAAAAAGGAUUCAAAGAAGAGGUUGAUGCUCAAGUAGCUGAAGUCUUUUACACUAGUGCCAUUCAUUUCAAUGUGAUUAGAAAUCCAGCAUUUGCAAAGAUGUGUGAAAUGAUUGGUAAAUAUGGAGUUGGCUACAAACCACCCUCUUAUUAUGAUAUUAGAGAGAAGCUCUUGAAACAAGCUAUGAGAAAAACAUAUUUAAUGCUUGAAGAAUACAAGGAGUGGAAGAGAACUGGUUGUACCAUUAUGUCUGAUGGUUGGACGGACAAAAAAAGACGUUCUAUUUGCAACUUCUUGGUGAAUAGUCCUAAAGGGACGACUUUUCUUUAUUCACUUGACACCUUAGACAUUUCAAAAACAACUGAUAAAGUAUUUAAGAUGUUAGAUGAUGUUGUUGAGUAUGUUGGAGAAGAAAACGUAAUUCAAGUUGUCACUGAUAAUGCUGCAAAUUUCAAGGCAGCUGGAGAUUUGUUGAUGCAAAAAAGAGAACGAUUGUAUUGGACUCCAUGUGUUGCACACUGUAUUGAUUUGAUCUUUGAAGAUUUUGAAAAGAAUUUGAAGGUCCAUGAAUUGACAAUCAAGAAGGGAAGAAAGAUUACCACUUACAUUUAUGGAAGAACAAUGUUGAUUUCAUUGUUGAAAAAGUUCACUAUAGGUAGAGACUUGAUAAGACCGGGUGUGACUAGAUUUGCCACGGCAUAUUUGACUCUUGGUUGUCUUCAUGAAUUGAAGGCAUCAUUAUUGACCAUGUUUAACUCCGAUGAGUGGAAGACAAGCAAAUUUGGAACUUCACAAGAGGGGAAAGGAAUAGAACGCGUGGUAUUAGACAACCGAGUUUGGAAGAAUGUCUCCACAUGCUUGAAGGCUACUGCCCCUCUUAUGGUGGUCUUAAGAUUGGUGGACUCAGAUGUAAAACCCACAAUGGGUUUCAUUUAUGAAGAGAUGGACUGUGCAAAAGAAAAGAUUAGAUCCAAUUUUAACAAUAUUAAGAAGAGUUAUGAAGAUGUUUGGAGAAUAAUUGAUGCUCAAUGGGAUAAUCAACUUCAUAGGCCUUUGCAUGCAGCUGCCUAUUUUCUCAACCCCCACUUCCACUAUGAACCUAACUUUAGAUGUGAUGAUGGUGGAGAGCUUAAAGAAGGAUUGUAUGAGUGCAUGAGAAGAUUAGUGCUAGAUAUUGUAGAAAGAAGAAAAAUUAAUUUGCAAAUUGUUCAAUUUCAUUUUGCUAUAGGUCUUUUUGGAAUGGAAGAUGCAAAGGAAUGCAGGAAAGCAUUAAAUCCUGGUGAAUGGUGGGAGAUGUUUGGGGAUGCAACUCCGGAGUUGAAGAGAUUUGCUAUUCGAAUUCUAAGCUUGACUUGUAGCUCUUUGGGUUGUGAGCGUAGUUGGAGCUCAUUCGAGAUGGUUCAUACAAAGAGAAGGAACCGUUUGUAUCAGAAAAAGAUGAAUGAUUUAGUUUAUGUGAUGUAUAACUUGAAGUUGAAAAGUAGACAAAUUCGAAAAAGUGUGCUCCACCAUUUGAUGACAUUGAAUCAGAUGAUGAAUGGAUAACUGAAGAGGCAGAUGAUGUUGUUGAGAUUGAGCAAGCUGAAGGUGAAAUUGAUGUUCACUUAGAUGGACCAACAACAAAUCCAACUCUAGAUGCUCUUGAUCUUAAUAACAUAACUUUUGAUGCCAAUGAGGAUGCACGUUACAUCAGGGGAGGAGUUGGAUGAAGAUGAUGAUGAUGAUAUCAUUAGAGGAUCAGAGGAUUACACAUAGACAUUUGAUAUUUGAAUUUAUGUUUUAUAGUAUUUGUAUAAACUUAUUUAUUUCAAAUACUUUUAAGCUAUAUAAUUUUAUGGACUUGUUUGAAUUAGGAUAUUAUUUAUAUAAAUUAAUUUUUUUUCCUUGUGAAGUAAACUCUUACGAGUUUACGAUUCGAGUUUACUGGGCUUUCACAAGUUUACGUAAACUCUCGAGUUUGACAACCUUGGUUUCAGUUACCCGAUGAUUCAACUUGACCCAAUCCAAAUGAAUUAGAUUGGGUUGGUUUCAUUUAUGAUUGAGUCAAACCUGACCCAACACAAACUAACUUACUCUUAUACAAUUUGAGUGAUGGGUUUAGUAUGGCUGACCCAAAAUCCAACCCAACACUCACUCUUAUACUUGUGUUAUGACAAAUUGUGUUAUGUUUUUUUCUUCACAGCUUGAAUUAGUAUGGUCAAACUUGUUAUAACUUGACUUAUCUAC